Molecule: messenger RNA, 3498 nt
Organism: Pantherophis guttatus
Lineage: Eukaryota; Metazoa; Chordata; Lepidosauria; Squamata; Colubridae
Gene: TFB2M
Product: transcription factor B2, mitochondrial
Biological process (GO): rRNA methylation; transcription initiation at mitochondrial promoter
Cellular component (GO): mitochondrial matrix
Molecular function (GO): mitochondrial transcription factor activity; rRNA (adenine-N6,N6-)-dimethyltransferase activity
Source: RefSeq, a predicted model, not a curated record
UCGCUUUUCGAGUUCUGCAAGGUCGUCACGUGAGGGUUGGCGCUCGCCUUGAAAAAAAAACCAAAAAUAAAAAUCAGCGCUAAAGCGAGAAGAUGACUUUCGUUGCGUUGGUUUCCCCUCUCUUCGGGGGACGGCAGUUGACCCUGGCCGCCUCGACUUUACGCUCUGGCCUGCGGUUCUCGGUGCGGCCCCUGAAGGGUCAGAGUGUAAGACUCGGACUCCACAACCUGAAAAAACCCUCUUUCGUGAGAGCUGACAUCGCCCAAAAGGUCGCGAGCAUGGAUUCGACCUCAGAUCGAAGGUUUCUCGUCUGCCCCUUUUCAGCGCAGAAAGUGGCCUCCCAGCUGACGAGGGGGCGAAAUUUUGAGAAGUCCAAAACCUUCCUGCUGGAAUUUGAGGCAGGUCCUGGAGUAUUGACUCAAAAGUUGCUUAAUACUGGAGCCCACGUCAUAGCUCUGGAGAGUAAUAAAUCUUUUCUUCCUAAUUUAGAGUCUCUAAAGAAAGAAUUUGAAAGCCAAUUGGAAGUGGUGCAUUCCAACUUCGUAAAGUUGGAUACUAAUCCAUAUGCAUUGUUGAAGGGUGAAUUAUGUUCUGAAACACUUUUUAACAACCUGAAAAUCUUCGAAGUUCCUUGGACAUCAGAUGUUCCUCUAAAAGUGGUUGGAAUUGUCCCCCCUAAAAAUGAACGGACCUUUAUUUGGAAAUUUACUUAUUUUUUAUAUGAAUGCAGCUCUAUAUACAAUUAUGGAAGAAUAGAAUUGAACUUGUUUGUCAGUGAAAGAAUGUACAAGGUUUUUGUUGCAAAACCUCCAGAUAAAAAAUGUUACCAGCCACUAAGUGUACUUUGGCAAACAGCUUGUGAUAUUCAUCUUCUACACAAGAUACCUUGCUCUUCAUUUUUAACUACGUCAAGAAAAAAGUCAUCGGGAUCAAAUAGUGUGAAUGAACUCUUAUAUUUAGUACAACUAACACCACGCAAAGAUUUAUUUACAGACUUCUUGACAACUGCUAAUUCAAAAACAUUUAUUAUGAUGGUAAAGCAGUGUUUUGGUAAAGCCUCAAUUAAGCUACAUAACAAAUUGAAUUUAUGGACUUAUGAGAAUGCAAAGAACUUGCUGAGAGAAUUGGGGAUUCCAGAAGAUGUUACAGCUGGUGGUUUAUACCCAGAGGCAUACAAAUCUCUCUUUGAACUUAUGGAACAAUCUAAUCGAAUUGAUCGGAGUUUGUUCUGUGACAUUGAUUUAUUGGCAGAUGACAAUGUAAUUCUUUAAAAUUAAGACUAUUUAAUUUAUGUUUUUUUUUAAAACUGAAAUACAAUACAGAGGACCACAUCCCUUGGAAUUUUACAAAGAAGAUAACCCCUAUGUGUAUGAGGAUGACAAUUCUAGAAAAUUUAAAUUAUGCAAACAAGGAAAGUAUAAUGGAUCCCAAAUGAUCAACUCUGAAGUUGCUGUAUCUUGGAAACUACAAAGAUUGGAAAACAAUAUGUACAUCAUCAGUUCUGUGUAAAACAUAUACAGUGGGGCAAAAAAAUAUUUAGUCAGCCACCAAUUGUGCAAGUUCUCCCACUUAAAAAGAUAAGAGAGGCCUGUAAUUGACAUCAUAGGUAGACCUCAACUAUGAGAGACAAAAUGAGAAAACAAAUCCAGACAAUCACAUUGUCUGAUUUGGAAAGAAUUUAAUUGCAAAUUAUGGUGGAAAAUAGGUAUUUGGUCAAUAUUAAAAGUUCAUCUCAAUACUUUGUUAUAUAUCCUUUGUUGGCAAUGAGAGGUCAAACGUUUUCUGUAAGUCUUCACAAGGUUGGCACACACUGUUGCUGGUAUGUUGGCCCAUUCCUCCAUGCAGAUCUCCUCUAGAGCAGUGAUGUUUUGGGGCUGUCGCUGGGCAACACGGACUUUCAACUCCCUCCAAAGGUUUUCUAUGGAGUUGAGAUCUGGAGACUGGCUAGGCCACUCCAGGACCUUGAAAUGCUUCUUACAAAGCCACUCCUUUCAUCUGACCAUAUGACAUUCUCCCAAUUCUCUUCUGGAUCAUCCAAAUGCUCUCUAGCAAACUUCAGACAGGCCUGGACAUGUACUGGCAUAAGUAAGGGGACACGUCUGGCACUACAGGCCUCUCAUCUUUUUAAGUGGGAGAACUUGCACAAUUGGUGGUUGACUAAAUACUUUUUUGCCCCACUGUAUAUUAUAUAUUAUUAUAUAAUAUAAGACUUGGCAUUUGUCACUGUUGAAAUUUAUCUUGCUGGUUUCUACCCAUUUAUUCCGAUUUGAUAAAUUAUCUCCUAAACUUGAUAUUGUCCUCUGUUUAUUUUCCCUUUUUGCCUUUGUGUCAUCUAGAUUGAUUUUAUUUCCUAACCCUUCAUCCAAGUUAUAUGUUCAGGGGCACAAGCCUAGAAUGGAGCCCUUGUGUAAGCACUCAGUUCUUCUUUCCAACUUAAUGUGAUUUGCUGGGUAUGUUUGUUCAACUCAAUAUUCAUCCAAUGAUAUAAUAAUCGAGUUCAUCUUUUGCCAUGUUUUCUUCUAGUAUUUUAUUGGAGACUUCGUUGAAUACAAGUUAAACUGUCCACUGUCUGUUUCUAGUUAAUUAAAUUGUCAUUGUAUCAAAAAAGACAAUUAUGUUGAUUUGUCAUGAUCAGUGUGUUUCCCCAUACCAGAAUAAUAUAAACUUUUUUGAAUAAACUAAGAAAAUUAAGUUGAAAACUUGAAGUUCCAGCUUCAAGAUCCCUUUUGGUUUAGUAUAUUAAACUGCUACUGUAAUUCUAGCUUACUUAAGAAUAAGGCCAUACUAUCUCAAGUUUAUCAAUGAAUACCGUUAAUAUUUUAUUUAGAGAUGGCCACAUUUGCUAGCUACAGUCUGUGCUUUUGAGAAUGUAAAGGCUGAAGUAGGUGAUAUAUAAUGGAUGGGAUUUCUGUAUUUUCCUGGCUCUGGGAGAAAAUUCUUUUUCUCCUUAAUUCUAAUUGGGAUUUAUUUGUGCGAUUGGGAGAAAACCAAUGUUGCUAUUUCCAGGAAGCAUCAGAGUGAGUUUUGGGGCCAAAAAAAUGAGUGUCUUAGGGAGACAUGCAUACCUUGAGAUUCUUAGGUUUCUUUAGCUCUGAUUUAAAUUAAAUGCUGAUAACUAUUUGAGUCAUUUGGAUGACUCUUAAAAUAGGUCAUCCAAAUGACGCCUCCAAUUUUUUUGGCUCUUCCGUUAGUUUCCUUAAAACGUAAGCAAUUAAAAUAAAAAUAAUUAAAAUUUGGAUUUUUUUCAGGACAGAUGCAAAUAAGGCAACCAUUAACUAAAACAAAAAGGUAAUUGGGUUUUGCUAUUGCUUAUAAUCCAAACUCUUACGUACAUUUAGUUCCAAUGUUUCAUUUCUCUUUGCUUAUUCUGAAUUAGUUGCUAUUUUAAUACUUACUUUCAUGUUUGAAGAAAACUUUUUACAACUGAGAUUCCCUUUUCGAGACCUUCAUAAUUUGAUUGUUAAUGUUUUCAUUUUUAAUAAAAUACUUUUUAAGUUA